CAGGAAAGUGGCAACUAUGCUGAACAACUGCGGUAGAGAUGAGGGCGGUGGGAUGUGGUGCAGCUCCUGUGGGAAAAGGGUGUGUGGAGGAGUGUGGGAAUCCAUAAAAUCAGAGGGUUUUGGGAAAGCUGCAAAAGGCAGGCCGCAGAGACAGCAGAACUGCGAUUAGAGCUAAGCAGUAACUAUAAAAUAAGUUAGCAGAAAAAUUAUGUAAAAAGUAGAAAAGUAUGGACAAAUGGAACAAUGGUCUGUGUAUUAACACUUGUCUAGAAUAAAUCCCUAAGCUGCAGAAAAGUAUAUCUAGUGGUAUAUUAGGAAGUUCUAACCUUAAUAAUGGAGCUCUGUGCAUUCUGUUUUAAGUCUUACAAACAGGUAUUGUAUUAGAAAUCAGCAAACAUUGUUUUAACUGAAGGGAUGUGUGCUUAUAGUGGUUGGAUAGAACUACCGUCAGUAUGCUUUUGUUUUGUGUGAUUGGUAAAAAACCUAUAAGGUAAGUUGUAACAUUAAGUUCUUGGUCUGCUGGCUGGGAUGUGAGCUGCUGGUGUCUUCCCAUUGCCAUAACCAUGUAAUGAGACUGAUGCUGGAAAAUAAAAUGGCUCAAGGCACAUUCCUCGCAGUCCCGUCUCGCUCGUGAUUUGUACAUUUGUACAUAGGCCCCGGCCGGCCACAGAGGAGGAGGGAUGGAUUAGAGGGGAACAGGGCAGCAGGCAGAGACUGAAUGGGGGUUGCUUGGUGGGGCCGGCAAGCAAGCAAAAAGAAAGGAGGAGGGUGUUUGGGGAGACAGGAAACUGGAGGAGAGCAGACAGGAUGUGUGGACAGGUGGACUGUUGGCUCCAAACUGUUCCAUCUGGCACAUGGAAGUGUCUGGCGCUGGAAAAAUAACUGGUGAGUGGCUAAAACCAGCUCUGUUCUUGCCCCUGAAAACACAUGUUUCGAGAAGCUGCUAGGUGAGGAGAGGUGUCUGCUGCUGGCCAGAGCUGAGAUCAGAAAGAACCUGAGAAGUGUCAGGGCAAAGAUGAGAUUCCAGGAGUUCUACCCUUUCCCACCUCGUUUUUGCUCCAGAAACUGUCCCUCACCUCCUAUAGGCAGGUGUUCAUCUGCUGGCUUCCUGUGUCAUGCCAAAUGGUACAAGAUGGAUUCAGUCCUCCCUUGGGAGCUCCAGGGAGUCUGGCUCCAUCACAGCUCCUGGCAUUCCAGGUGGGCCUUCCUUGGCUUCUGGCAUGUCACCUACAGGGACCAGGGAAGCUGAGAUGGGUUUGGGAGGGAGAAGACAUGUCUACCUGAAAAGUGUCUCAUGUUCCAUAGUGUUGCCUUAUCUCUCUUUUCUCCUUCCUGGAGCUGACAUACCUGGGGGUGCAGCAAACUCUACUUUGGCUCUGGGUUUUUGAAACAAAACCUCACAGUUCUGGUUCAGAGCACCUCCCAUCUAUGUCCUUCCUCUUCACCAUCCUUCUCACUUUAGUCCAGGUUUCCCACCCUCUGACUGCCAGCCAGCACUGUCACCUUCCUUUGGAAUCUGUGUUUUUCCAUGCUUGACUGCAUGGUGCAUUCAGGUAACAUGGCUUAGGACUGUCCAUCAUAACCUUGACUUUUCAGUUGCUGCUGCUAUUAACCAUAUGUGCUCAAAUGGAUGGAUUUGUGCCUCUAGGUAGAUUUCUCCUUUUCUUUUUCUUGGCAUUUUUGCUGCCUAGAGGGUGAGGCCCAGCUCCAGUGUUGCUUGUGUCUAGGCAGUACCUGGCUCUUUGCAGCCUGGAAUUGCAGACUCAUAUUAGUUACAAAUCCCAUGAAAACUGUGGAAAAGCAAAGACAUUUUUUCAACAGGGAAUAGCUACUCAGGUACUGCCACAAGCAGAGUUCUGACCAAGAAUUAAUUUGCUAUCUCAGGGUGGAUGCACCUCAUGCUGCAUGGCCCGUCUGGCCAAAUGCAUGCAUACCUUCCUUUCCAAAAUGUUCGGGUGCACAGAUACAUAAAGACUUGUGAACAGAAAACAACAGGCAAACAGAAUUUCUGUCUCUAAUACUCUCCUCUGGCUGUCUGGUAACUCUGGAAGCCAGUGAUCAGGCAAGCCUGGUCCUUACUUCUUGUCACAGUCUAAGGCAGUGCGUAGGGGCAAUGGUAGCACAACCAUACUUCAUAUCUCAUAUUUCAGGAAGAACUGAGGAGUUAGGAAGAACCCAUGCAGAUUUCUUGUGUGUAGAACAGUAGUGGAAAAAGCAAACUCUCUGAGUUGCUGCUGGUGGCCUGCCUGAGAGCUGGGGAUGCAGUAGGCUGCAAGGCCACAGAAGCAUGAAUAAAUUGAUAGGACACUACAAGAAUGUCACUUGCAGCAGCAAUGUGACUUUGAACCACACUUAUAUAGCAGCUUUUUCCUUACAGCAAGAUGAAUAAUCUGGUAAAAUUACAGCUGCCAGUUAUCAGUCCUCUGUGAGGACCUUAGAUAAGGCAAAUCUGAAUCACAAAACCUGUGACUGUACCAAAAUCUGGGUGACUGCAAGAAGUGUACCCAGUGUUGCUGAAAAAAACCCCAGGCUUCCCAUAUAAAAGUCAGCAAGCAAUUUAAUAGCCAGAAAGAAAUAAUCAAAGCAGGAGGAGUUUUUGGGUUGGGGGCAAGCUAUAAGAAUUUUGCAUACCUCUUCCUUAAACCCGAGAAGUUCAGGAGAAAACCUCCUCUUUCGAGCGAUAUGCCAAAGUAACUCUCAUUUGAGAAGAAACAGAGAAGAUCCUGACAAUCCUUCAGCAGAGGAGUGCCAGGGGGAUGGGAAAAGAGGAACAUGCAUCCCUUUUGAUUAUCAGCAAUUUCUGGUGAUUACCACCAAUUUCUGGUGAUUUCUGAAAGGAGCCUUGUGUGAGGUGUCACUGGGGAGGACUGACAGAGGUCUGACUACAGAGAAGCUGGCUAAAUAAUCCUCACUCCCAUUGCUAACAAGACCCUGGGGCAACAUUCUCUGUUAAGCUGCGCAAGGACUUGCGUGCUGCUGCCUGUGAUGUUUUGUGUAUGAGAUACAAAUUUAGAAAUCAGCGUAGUUUUCUCACUUACUUGUUACUUGGUUUUUUUUGCCUCCCAAAUCCAUUUUAUAGCUUCAGAACAGCAACUGUAGCAUGGAAUAAGCUAAAUUAAGUCUGUGGGGAGUCUGCCUCUACAACUGAUAUAGCUGGAACAAACAGAUAAUCUUUAAGGCAUCUGAUUUAUCUUUGGUUCUGAACUGCAGCCUGUUUUUUUUUUUUCUUCCCAGCUGUAAUCAGCAGUAGCGUAAAAGAUAUUUUUCCUCCUUAAAAGACUUUCUUCUUGCGUACUCCUAGACCGCAGUGCUUAUAGCCAUGUUAAUACUGCCACAAAGAGAUCAGUCAGAGUUUAGGACCCAGAGCCCUGUUUAAGGCUUAUAGGAUGUGACAGCUGACUGAAAAUCAAUGAAGUGUGAUUUACCAAGCGUCAUAAUGAGGGCAAGAUAAGGCUAGAAAGGUGCUGCCUUGCCUUGCAGACUCAACUGUCUGCUUCGAUUUUUAACUAGAUUGUUUUAGUCCCUGCAAAGAUGAGACUGAUUUGCUAAUGAAGACAGAAGAUCAGAUUUAAAGGAAAAGCCACGGUGGUGCCCAUGCUUUGCCUAGUGCUCAUUGUGCUGUGUCUGAGCCACUCAGAUGUGAAUGCCUUCAGUUCAGUUGCUGAAAAUGAGGAUGCGCUCCUCAAGCACUUAUUUGAAGGCUAUCAGAAAUGGGUCCGCCCUGUGGAAAACUCCAACGACACCAUCAAAGUCCUUUUUGGGUUGAAGAUAUCACAGCUUGUGGAUGUGGAUGAGAAGAAUCAGCUGAUGACAACCAACGUGUGGCUGAAACAGGAAUGGAUUGACCACAAGCUGUCCUGGAAUCCAGAUGAAUACGGUGGGAUCACUGCUAUCCGGGUCCCCUCUGAGUCUCUGUGGCUUCCCGACAUCGUUUUGUUUGAAAAUGCUGAUGGACGUUUUGAGGGAUCCCUGAUGACCAAAGCCAUAGUGAAGUACAAUGGAGUGGUGACCUGGACACCACCGGCCAGUUAUAAGAGCUCCUGCACAAUGGAUGUGACCUUCUUCCCCUUCGACAGGCAGAACUGCUCCAUGAAGUUUGGGUCGUGGACAUAUGAUGGCAAUAUGGUGGACUUGAUUUUAGUGGAUGAAAAUGUAGACAGGAAAGACUUCUUUGAUAAUGGGGAGUGGGAGAUCUUAAACGCCAAAGGUAUGAAAGGCAACAGGAAGGAUGGGCUGUACUCUUACCCAUUUGUUACUUACUCCUUUGUAUUGAGGCGCCUUCCAUUGUUUUACACUCUUUUCUUAAUAAUCCCUUGCCUGGGAUUGUCUUUUCUAACUGUCCUGGUGUUUUACCUGCCUUCAGAUGAAGGUGAAAAGCUUUCAUUGUCAACGUCAGUUCUAGUCUCCCUCACUGUUUUCCUUUUAGUGAUUGAGGAAAUAAUCCCUUCUUCUUCCAAAGUCAUCCCACUGAUCGGUGAGUAUCUGCUCUUCAUCAUGAUUUUUGUGACCCUCUCUAUCAUCGUGACUGUGUUUGUUAUCAAUGUCCACCACCGAUCCUCAGCAACUUACCAUCCCAUGGCACCCUGGGUUAAAAGGCUCUUUCUCCAGAAGUUGCCUCGUCUGCUCUGCAUGAAGGCCCACGUAGAUCGCUACUCGUUCUCAGAGACUGAAGAAAAGGGAACCACCUCAAAAUCAAAGUUUCUGGGGAAGCAGAAAUACAAGCAAGCAAAAGACGGAGAAAAAAUUGUUAUUGCCUUUCUGGAAAAGGCAGCUGACUCCAUUCGGUACAUUUCCAGGCACGUUAAAAAGGAGCAUUUCAUCAGACAGGUUGUACAAGACUGGAAGUUUGUAGCUCAAGUCCUGGAUCGGAUCUUCCUGUGGUUAUUUCUGGUGGUGUCAGUGACAGGUUCAGUUCUCAUCUUUACCCCUGCAUUACGGAUGUGGAUGAACAACGCUUUGUAGAAAACACUCAGUAACAUACAAGUGUGGUGUCAAGGGACAGUGGUGCCUUGUAGCUUGGUGUCUGCUGUACAAGACGGGAAGCAGCAGCAAGAAUGAGGGAAAGUGAUGAUGACAGUGGGCAUUUAUUAGUGCUUUCCAUCUUAAUAAUAACUCUACCAGUUAUAGAUUUUGCUGAAAUCAGAGAAGAGCUUGGUGUGCAGCCAAGGCCUAAAGUGAACUGGGGUUGCACAAUUGAGUUAUCAUUAUUUUAUUGUUAGCUUGUUUGUAUUACUGUAAAAGACAAGAUUAUUAGUUAAAAUUGGAAAUAGAAGGUGUUGCAGAAUCAUGAUAUUUAAAAGGCAGAUCUGCCAGUUAAAAUGCUACUUUGUAAAAGAAGUUACAGUAGGAACACAAAUCUCUACUCAGUUUAUCUGUGUUUCCAAUUAAAAAGCAGUGUAAGUGUCUACAGUCUGCUUUAUGCAUGUGUCAGAACUGGCAAUUGCAUAGCAUGUGCAUCAGAAAAAAAUAUAAAUUCUUCUUAGAUGGGAUGCUGAAAACCUUGACUGUUUAGCCUCACCUUGCUGUAGGAUCAGCUCCACAGCGGCGGAACCUAUCUCUGCCCACCUGCUACCAGCCUUUAUGGAUGCACGCUUUGUCUCUCACCUCAGCCAUCAGGAAGCUACAAGGUAUUGCCCACUUUGCAGUAUUAUUUGCAAUUUUGUUUGCUGCUCUGUAGCGUACCAGAAGGCUGACAAAGUGAGGAUUUUUCCCCAUGCUCCACAUUUAACUAUUAUUCCUUCACCUGCUUGUUCACAAGUGGGAGAUCACCUAAGUGAAGGUGGCUGUGCUAUUCCGUAAGGCGAGAGUGAUACUCCUGAAAUGUUCAGCUGGAGGGAAGCUGCAGACAUCUGUUUUGGCAGAUGAAAGUUUUGGUAUUUGCAGAAGUAGGGUUUCUCUUGAGAGCUAUGGGGUGGACUGGUCACCAGGAAGAUACAUUUUUAGCUUUUGGCUUGUCCAUGUUUCCUAGGCAAUUCAGAAUUUCAUUCCUUUGAUUAAUUUAUUAUGAGAUCCUUUUGCAUGAUUAGAAACAGCUCUUAAAAGUGUUAAAUAAGUAAGAUAUGACAGAAAACACCCAGGUGAAACUCUUCAACACAGGAAUGACACUGUCACUACUUUUGCUGGGGCAGUGUUUUCCAACACGGGGUGCUUUAGAAAAUCCCAUUCAGAACUUGCAAAUAUUUUCAGGGUUAGCAAAGGAUUUGGAGAUCCAAUUUUUGACAGUCUAAAUAUGUGUUUAAGUUUUAGCUAGCCUUGAAACUGUCUCUCUAGAGAUAGAGGUUAGAAACUGUUAAAAUACAUAGAGUGUUCUUGUGCUUGGAUUGUGCAUGCACAGCAGACCUCCAUGAGUUAAAUGUAAUCCCAUCAUGUUGUGUCAAUGCAGAAACUUCUGUUCAAUUGUGCAAUUAUUAUUAAUAAAGAUGUAUUUAGUAAAUGAUUCCUGGGGUGUCCAUACACUGGGGUUUGCUGUUGGUUUGUUGUCAACAAUGGGCUGUAGCCCAUUUUAAAAGUUUUGUCCCAAAUGUAUUCAAACUGAGGGGUUUUCAGGUUCUUGGAAAGUCCUUAUUACUUUUCAGCUCUCUCUGUGAGUUUGAGCAAGAAGCAUUCAGAUGUGGUUAUUAUAUUGCUGGAAUAAACUCAUUUAGUUUGGCAUAUAGAGAGAGAUCUCUUAGCAUAAGGUACUGCCAUAAAACUUGACCAUUAAAUCAUAAAAUUCA
Molecule: messenger RNA, 6716 nt
Organism: Passer domesticus (house sparrow)
Lineage: Eukaryota; Metazoa; Chordata; Aves; Passeriformes; Passeridae
Gene: CHRNB3
Product: cholinergic receptor nicotinic beta 3 subunit
Exons: 6
Coding region: 3595-4962 (455 amino acids)
Biological process (GO): signal transduction; regulation of membrane potential; monoatomic ion transmembrane transport
Cellular component (GO): neuron projection; synapse; postsynaptic membrane
Molecular function (GO): acetylcholine receptor activity; acetylcholine-gated monoatomic cation-selective channel activity
Source: RefSeq, a predicted model, not a curated record